UGGAUACCGAGCAUAUAUAAGAUCAUACAAAUGAGUCAACACUCUACAUUAAUCUCAUUUCUGUUUAGAUCAGCUUAAUCGUUUUGGUUAUUUUUGACUCCCACAAUCUACACUACUGAAAUAUGGAGUUAGCGUGUAGUAAAAUCAUCGUCGCAGUUUUAAUCCUCUCCUGCAUAUCCCAUGCAGAUGCAAAAUGUAUGUGCCAACAGAUUAUGCAAUAUGAAUCUGGAGAACUAGUCUGUUCUUGUCGGACCGGCUAUGUGGUCAACAGCAUCGACCCUACCAAGUGUAUUGACAUUGAUGAAUGCAAAGAUCCAAGCACAAACUGCUGUCAGCACAAAUGUAUUAACACCGUGGGAAGCUAUAAGUGUUUUUGUAAUCCUGGAUACGCCAUCAGCAGCACCAACUUUACACGUUGUUUAGACAUCGACGAAUGCAAUGAUGAAAGCACAAAUCGUUGUGAGCAGAUUUGUACCAACACAGAGGGAAGCUACUCGUGUUCUUGUUAUCCAGGAUACACCAUCAGUAGCUUAAACCCCAGAAAUUGUGUUGACAUUGACGAAUGCAAAGAUCAAGACCCAAGUCCAUGCCAACAGAAAUGUACCAACACUGAAGGAAGCUUUUCGUGUUCAUGCAAUGCUGGAUACGUACAGGAUAGCACUGAUCCAAAUAGAUGUGUUGACGUGGAUGAAUGCAAAGAUCAAAGCACAAAUCGUUGUGAGCAGAUUUGUAAUAACACAGAGGGAAGCUACUCGUGUUCUUGUUUACCUGGAUACACUUUAGCUGGCUCAAACCCCUAUAACUGUAAAGACAUUGACGAAUGUAAAGAUCAAAACCCAAGUCCAUGCCAACAGAAAUGUAUCAACACUGAAGGAAGCUUUUCUUGUUCAUGCAAUGCUGGAUACGUACAGGAUAGCACUGAUCCCAGUAGAUGUGUUGACGUUGAUGAAUGCAUAGAUCAAAGCACAAAUCGUUGUGAACAGAUUUGUACUAACACUGUGGGGAGCUACUCGUGUUCUUGUUUACCUGGAUACACUGUUGCUAGCGCAAACCCCUAUAACUGUAAAGACAUUAACGAAUGUAAAGAUCAAAUUCCAAGUCCAUGCCAACAGAAAUGUAUCAACACUGAAGGAAGCUUUUUGUGUUCAUGCAAUGCUGGAUACGUAAUGAAUAGCACAGACCCCAAUAGAUGUGAUGACGUGGAUGAAUGCAAAGAUCAAAGCACAAAUCGUUGUGAGCAGAUUUGUACCAACACUGUGGGGAGCUACAGAUGUUCUUGUUUACCUGGAUACACUGUUGCUAGCGCAAACUCCAAUAACUGUAAAGACAUUGACGAAUGCAAAGAUCAAACACCAAGUCCAUGCCAACAGAAAUGUACCAACACUAAAGGAAGCUUUUCGUGUUCAUGCAAUGCUGGAUACGUAAAGAAUAGCACAAAUCCCAAUCGAUGUGUAGACGUGGAUGAAUGCAAAGAUCAAAGCACAAAUCGUUGUGAGCAGAUUUGUACCAACACUGUGGGGAGCUACACGUGUUCUUGUUUACCUGGAUACGCAAUCAGCGUCAACAAUUCCAACAACUGUAAAGACAUUGACGAAUGCAAAGAUCAAACACCAAGUCCAUGCCAACAGAAAUGUACCAACACUAAAGGAAGCUUCUCGUGUUCAUGCAAUGUUGGAUACGUAAAGAGUAGCACAGAUCCCACGAGAUGUGUUGACGCGGAUGAAUGCAAAGAUCAAAGCACAAAUCGGUGCCAGCACAUUUGUACCAACACUUUGGGGAGCUACUCGUGUUCUUGUUUACCUGGAUACACAGUCAGUGCCAACAAUUCCAACAACUGUAAAGACAUAAAUGAAUGCAAAGAUCAGUCCCCAAGUCCUUGUCAGCAGAUUUGUACUAACACACCAGGAAGUUUCUCGUGUUCUUGUAAUGCAGGCUACACCAUCAGCAGUACGGACCUCAGCAAAUGUAAAGACAUUAAUGAAUGCAAAGAUCAGUCCCCUUGUCAGCAGAUUUGUACAAACACAAUAGGGAGCUUUUCGUGUUCUUGUAAGGCUGGAUACACCAUCAGUAGCACGGAUCCCACAAAAUGUGAAGCACCAUGUGAUGCUUACGAGGUCGGAACACUUGUAAAUUACACUGUAUCAUCUCACAAGGCUUGCUUUGAUAUUUGUAAAGAAAAUCCACUAUGCAUUACUUACACCUAUGAGGUUGGUGUUCCAAGUAAUUGUAGAGUGUUUCUACUGUCUGGGAACGUAACUAACACUAACAUAGAAUUAAGUGGAUCUAGCUUCGUGACUUGUCGAAACGAAACAGUGCAAUGUUCUGCUUAUGAUGAAUAUGAAACGAUAUCAACAGCUCAUAAAACCCAUAAGGCUUGUUUUAUGUCUUGCGCUGCGGACCAUACAUGUUUGAGAUACUAUUAUGUCAGCCAACAAUCCUGUGAUCAUCUUGUCGCCACUGGGAACAUGUAUGACAUCAACACGAACAGAAGGGCGGACGCCUUCAUGGUUUGCUGAUGUUUGUCUAUAGAUUCAAAAGACUGUGGAUCCAGAAAUUAUACACCUUUUAAAGUUCCUAAAAAUACAAUCUGUAUUAAUCAACAAAGUUUGCCAAAUGUAAACUGUGGGUUUUUUAAUACAAACUAAGACACAUUUUGAAAUUACCUUUGAAUAAAACUAAAUAUUAGUUUUCA
Messenger RNA from Physella acuta, 2692 nucleotides. Its product is annotated as latent-transforming growth factor beta-binding protein 2-like. Gene Ontology annotation, molecular function: calcium ion binding. The record is from RefSeq and is a predicted model, not a curated record. Lineage: Eukaryota; Metazoa; Mollusca; Gastropoda; Physidae.